Molecule: messenger RNA, 452 nt
Organism: Anopheles darlingi
Lineage: Eukaryota; Metazoa; Arthropoda; Insecta; Diptera; Culicidae
Product: endocuticle structural glycoprotein SgAbd-5-like
Exons: 3
Coding region: 74-376 (100 amino acids)
Cellular component (GO): chitin-based extracellular matrix
Molecular function (GO): structural constituent of chitin-based larval cuticle
Source: RefSeq, a predicted model, not a curated record
UGUCCUCGCUCUGACUAAAGGAUCGUUAGCUUCUCGUUUUGAGUGUUUUGCUUCAACAGAAACCUUCGACAAAAUGAAAUUCGUUGCAGUGUUUGCCUUCCUGUGCCUGGCCGGUCUGUGCAUCGCCGAAGAAACCUCGAUUGUGGCUGACGAUAAGGAGAUGAACGUCGAUGGAAGCUACAACUUCCGGUACGAACAAUCGGAUGGCCAGAAACGUGAGGAAAAGGCCGAACUGAAGACAUCGGAAACGAAUCCGGACGUGCAAGCCAUCUCCGUGAGCGGAUCGUACGAGUACACGGAUACCGAUGGCAAGCGAUACCUCGUCACGUACACGGCCGAUGAGAAUGGUUACCGUCCGAUGGUGAAGCAGCUGUAAGUGGGCACCGGGCCCCUCAAACAUACCAAUAGGAAUGGUUUAGCUUUAGAAGAGUGAUUUGUGGAUGAAAUAAAGA